Messenger RNA from Aspergillus pseudotamarii, 615 nucleotides. RefSeq lists its product as uncharacterized. The transcript has a single exon. The coding region runs from base 78 to 542 and encodes 154 amino acids. NCBI's taxonomy places the organism in Eukaryota, Fungi, Ascomycota, Eurotiomycetes, Eurotiales, Aspergillaceae. The record is from RefSeq and is a predicted model, not a curated record.
UGGUAUUGUCGCAUAAAGAAUUGCCCUACGUAAUGAAGAGCUCUUUUUGGUAGCUAAUAAUAUCUUACGGCGCAUCAAUGUCCUGGAUCUCCGCGAUAACGACAGUGUCGCAAUGGAUACUCCUAUAUCCUGUUACCUUUCUCAUAUACUACGGAUAUGGAAUCUUGCAACUAUUGGUAACGCCAUUGGUGAAACUAGGACAAUUCGCUCUUCACUGCACCCUUUGGCCCUUCAAUAUAAUUUUGAAAUUUGAGGUACGGAAGUAUUUAAAUUGUAUCUCCCAUCAAAGAACAACUUGCUUGAGUCCAAUACCCCAAAUGGGGAUGGUUGUUGACAUUCUUACAGGCUUUUUUGACCUUUGUUUUGGCAGCCAUACUCACUGGGGCAUCACUGGGGCUGCUAUUGUACUAUACGAGUUCCUUUAUUGUGGAAAUUUUGAACCAGUCCCUGGGGCUAACUUACCCUUUACCUCGUCAACCCCAAGCUUAUCAGGCCGGCGCCAUCAAGAGACCGAAGAGAAACGCUCUGGAAAGAAGAUAUAGUCCGCUCAAUGAAUACCUGGCCGGCAGCGGUAGACAAAUCAAAAAGAGUGGGCUUCUGUCUUCCACGAUCUUG